Molecule: messenger RNA, 5473 nt
Organism: Scheffersomyces amazonensis
Lineage: Eukaryota; Fungi; Ascomycota; Pichiomycetes; Serinales; Debaryomycetaceae
Product: DEAD/DEAH box helicase
Exons: 1
Coding region: 244-5460 (1738 amino acids)
Biological process (GO): protein polyubiquitination; DNA damage response
Cellular component (GO): nucleus
Molecular function (GO): ATP-dependent chromatin remodeler activity; ubiquitin protein ligase activity; ATP binding
Source: RefSeq, a predicted model, not a curated record
CUAAGUAAAGCUGGAGGUCUCACUAGCUUAUUACUGUUUAGGUAGGUGAUGUGCGGCUCAAUUGGUGGGGGAUGCCUCAAAAAAAAAAGAUUGUGCUUAGUUAUUAAGCAAAGUACUGUACGAUAAAGAAGGUGUGUGAACAAGGUAAUUAUUAUAAAUUAUAUAUUAUAAAUUAUAGUCCUUGAUAUGGUUCAGAAUUACUUAGUCAGUACUAGAUAUACUUAAUAUACAUAAAUAUAAAUCAUGGUAUUACAAUUGAUAGAUUUUAAUUUUGAUAAUAUUUGUAAAUUAAUUGCAAUAAAUCGGGAAACUCCCCAGAAACUGAAAAAGAGACCAAAGACAAGUCAUAGUUAUAGAAAUGGACUUGCUAUUGAUAAUUUAAAAUAUACUGAAUAUUAUAAAUCUGCUAGAAUAAAUAAUGAAUUACAACCAAAAAAAUCUUUACAUGAAGAAUUAAUUACUUUAGCUGAACGAUCAUUUAAUUUUAAACAGGAAUGUCCUAUAAAUUUAUUAGAAGAUGAUGAAAAUUUAACUGGAAAUUUUUCAAAAUUACUGGAAAUUUCUUCAAAUGUAUAUGAAUUUAUUAUUGAUGAUAUUAAAUUAAGUUUUGAUAAUAAUCAUGGUUUAUUAUAUAUAAAAACUAAUAGUGUUAAUAUUUAUCCAAAUAUUUUAUUAUCAAUUAAUUGUAUUGAUUUUACUAAUACUGAAGUUUCAUUAUUUAAACAAGAAUUAACUUUAAUUAAUUAUAAUAUAACUAAAAGAGAAAGAAAUAGUAUAACAAUUAAUGAACCAACUUUAAAAUUAGUAUUUAAUAGAAAUACAAAUGAAAUUCAAGUCUCUGUAUAUUAUUCAAUUUUUUAUAGUAGUGGUCUGAUAGCUGGUAAUCAAGUUGAAAAGAUAAGUUCAAUGUUACUGCAAAGAUUACAAGAAUAUCCAAUUAUUAAUGAACAAAAAUCAUUUACACAAUUUAAUGAAUCUGAACCAGUUAGUGCUAAAUUAUUUUAUACAGCAAUAUCUGAAAGUACAGAAUUAAAACCAAAAAUUGAAGAUGAAUUUGAUAUACCAGAAUUAUCUACGAAUUUAAUUCGAUUUCAAAAGAAAGCAGUUAAUUGGUUAUUAGAAAAGGAAAAUGUUAUGUAUGAUUUUGAAUCUAAUCGAUGUAAACCAUUAGAUUUUAUUGAUUCUGAAACUUUAGAAUUAUUUAAUAAAUUAAAUCAUACAAAUGAAGAAUUACAAACUAUGGAUAAUAAAAUAUUAUUACUUUUAAAUCGUCUUUGUUUUGGUUAUAGAAGAGUACGACUUGAUGGUAAAAUUUAUUUCUUUAAUCGACUUAGUGCUCAUAUAUUAAGUAGAAAUGGUGCAUGUAAAUAUUUAUUGGAACAUAAAGAUCAACAAUUAUCAGCUCAAGCUUUAUUAUGUGAAGAAAUGGGUCUUGGGAAAACUGUAGAAAUGACAGCAUUAAUAUUAAUGAAUCAAAGAUCAACUAAUGAAGUAAAUGAUACUUUUGAACAUCAAAUAAAUCAAUUUGGUGAUAUUAAAUCUAUUGUUAAAGCAAAAACUACUUUAGUUAUUGCUCCUGAUUCAAUUUUAAAACAAUGGGUUGAAGAAAUUGUUCAUUUAGCUCCAAGUUUAGCAGUAACUACUUAUCAUGGAAUUGGGAAAUAUCCAAAAUUAGAUGAUAAUGCCGCAUUAAUUGCUGAAUAUUUAAGAAAAUUUGAUGUUGUAUUUACUACUUAUGCAACAAUAUCUAAAGAAUUAGAUUAUGCACUUUAUUCUUCUCGACCAAAACAUACUAGAAAUGCAAAAUUACAAAGAACUUCAUAUAGUAUGGAAGAAGAAGAAGAUAUUAAUCAAAAUUUAGAACAAGAAGUUGAUGAAAGUGCUCUUUUAAAUGAUUAUCAAUCUAAAUUUCAACUUACUUUAACUUCUAAGAAACCUAAAGUAGCCAAUAUGAAAUCAGGAAAUUCAAAAUAUGAAACUGAUUAUGAAAAGGCAUUACAAGAUGAAAUUAGUUUAGCUAUUCAAACCAAUAGAAUUCCUUCAAUUUAUAAAAAAGUUGAAUAUGAGUCACCAUUAAUGCUUAGUCAAUUUUGGAGAGUUAUACUUGAUGAAGUUCAAAUGGUAUCAUCUACUGUUUCAAGAGCAUUUCAAACUGCAGCAUUAAUUCCAAGAUUUCAUGCUUGGGGAGUUUCAGGUACUCCAAUUAAAAAGAAUUUAGAAGAUUUACAUUCAAUUCUUCAUUUCUUAAAAUAUCAACCAUUUUGUUUUGAUUAUGGUAAAAUUGCCUGGGAAAAUAUUACUAAAAAUAAUUCUAAUGUAGAUUUUAUUAAUUUAUGGACUUCAAUAAGUUUAAGACAUACAAAAUCUAUGGUUCAUGAUGAUAUUAAAUUACCCCCUCAAUCAAGAAUUUUAUUAACUAUACCUUUUACACCAGUUGAACAAGAUUUUUAUAAUCAAAAAUUUGAAGAAUGUUUAGCAACUAUUUGUUUAGAUAUUAAUGGAAAUCCAAUUUCUGAAGAUUGGGAACCUUCAGCUACAAUAAUGUUAUAUAUGAGAAAUUGGCUUGUUACAUUAAGACAAAUUUGUUGUAAUCCUCAAAUUGGAAGAUUAUCAAUUAGUUCAAAAAGGUAUAAAAGAAAUAAUGCUUAUAGUAGAUUAAUUAAUUCAAUUCAACAAUUAAAAACUUUAGAAAAUCUUUUAGAUGAUAUGUUAUCAAAAGCUUAUAAUGAAAUUAUUGAUAAUGAAAAAUUAUUAAUUCAACUUUAUUUAGAAGUUGGAGAAUUUUUUGAAUUUUGUUAUUUACCAGAACAAGCAUUACCAUUUUUAAAUAUUGGAGUAUGUCAAACUGAAAGAAUUAUUCAUCGUAGUAAAUUAAUUCUUCAAAAAUAUAUUAAAGAAUUUAAAGAAUAUAGAAGAAAAUUAGAUACUACGAUUAUAAAAGAUGAAGAUGAUGAAGAUGAAGAUGAUGAUGCUAUUGGUAGUAUUGAUGGAAAGAAUGAAAUUAAAUCUAAAUCUGAAAAUGAUGAAGUAUUAGAAAAAUUAGAAGAUAAGAUUAUAGCCUCAAGAAUGAGAGUAAGAGCUUGGACAACUACAUUACAUCGAUUUUAUUUCUUAAUUGCUAGUUCAUAUUUUCAAAGGUAUGAUAAGGAAUAUUCAGAAGUAAUGUCUUCAUAUAAAGUACCAGAAAAUCAAAUUCGAUUUAAUUUACUUGAUAAAUUUCAAACUUAUCAAGAAAGUCAAAGAUCAGAUGAAAUUGCAUCUUUAGUAAAUGGAGUUGAUUUAGAAUCACCUCUGAAUAAAUUUGAAAUUCAAAAUUAUGCUAAAGAUUUUAAAGUUGAACCUAUAUGGUCAGAAGAUGAAUGUAAAGAAGAAGAAAUUAAAUAUUUAGAACUGAAAUUUUAUGAACUUGCUGAAAGUACUCGAGGUGAACUUUUACAAGGAACUAUUUAUAAUGUAAACCUUUCUGUUGAAACAAGAAUUAAAUCAAGAGGUUGGUAUUUAGAUUUAGUUGAUGCUUAUUCUGAUAAGGGAGAUACUUUAUUACCUAAGAAUUCGAAAAAAUUCUUUUCUGCAAUUCCUUUAAUUGAUACUGAUGCAUUUGCUGAUCAUUCAAUUGUUAUGAAAGUUAAAAUCUUUUGUGAUAAAUUAUAUAAAAUAGUGGAUGAAUUAAAUAAACAAGCUAUUGAAAUAAAUAAUUGGAUGAAAGAUUUAAUAAGAAUAUUAUGUACUCCAGUUUUAACUCAAGAUAAAAGUCCUGCUGGUACAGAAUAUGAAGAAACUAUACAAGAUCAAGAUAAAGUUUCUAGUUAUUUAUUUGUUUUAGCUCAAGCUUUAAUUGAUAGAGGUGAAUAUGUUAAUGGAGCAGAAAAUUCAGCUAAAAUAAUUACUAUUAAAAGAGCUCAAGAGAAGAAAGAAAAUGAACUUGAAAUGUCCAAAAUAAAUGAUCAAGCUUUCUUAAUGGAUUUACAAAAGACAAGAAGUCAAAUAAAACCUAAGGGGAAAACUUCUUUACAAGAAUUGGUUCUAUUUUUUAAAGCUAUGGAAUCAGAAAUUCAAGAUGAUAAAGAAAUAAGGAAUGAUGUUCAAUUAUCUUUAUUAGAAGAUCUUGGUCAAAGACUUCGAAAUGUUUUUGAUAAUCAAAAACUUGCCCUUGUUUUACUUCAAAAGGAAUUAAGUGUGAAUUGUAAUGCUGUAUUUAAUAGUCGUAUUGAUUAUUAUAAACAAUUACAACAAAUUUCAGAUACAGUUCAAACAUCUGAUUUUGGUAUGAAUAGAACUAAAUUGGAUGUAACUAAAAUUAAUAUUCACCUUCAACAAAUUAAAUUACAACAUGAAGAAUUAAAAAUUCGAAUGGAUAAAUCAAUUGCAAAAUUCCGAUAUUUAAGAAGUUUAGUUGGAGUAUCUGAUGGAAAUGAAGAAGAGGCAAUGAUGUGUAUUAUUUGUCGUUCUACUAUAACUAUUGGAACUCUUACUCAAUGUGGUCAUAAAUAUUGUAAAGAUUGUUUGGAACAAUGGUUACGUAAUAGUCAUUCAUGUCCAAUGUGUAAAACUCCAAUUACUAUAAAAUCUGUCUAUAGUUUUACUCAUCAUAAACCAAACUUGAAAGCUAAUCAAGUUGAAGAUACGAAAAAUCAUAAUUCUAAUUUAUUUUCAAUUUAUAAACCUUUACCAAAGGAAGUUAUUGAAGAAAUUCAAGGAAUUAAAUUAAAAAAUUCAUAUAGUUCUAAAGUUAAUAUGAUAGUUAAACAAGUAUUAUAUUUAAGAAGUCAAAAUCCUGAUGUACAAAUUGUGGUAUACAGUCAAUGGCAAGAUAUGUUAUAUAUUUUAGGUACAGCUUUUAAAGCUGCUGAUAUUUCAUUUUUAGGUUCUUAUGGAACUUUAAGAACAGAUACAGGAGCUGGACGUAAAGUAAAAAUGUAUGAUUCAGUUGAGACAUUUAAAGAUCCUAAUAAUAGAAUUACUUGUUUUUUAUUGAAUGCUAAAGCUCAAGCUAGUGGAUUAACAUUAAUUAAUGCAACUCAUAUAUUCUUAUGUGAACCAUUAGUUAAUACUUCAUUGGAAUUGCAGGCAAUUUCAAGAAUUCAUAGAAUUGGUCAAACAAAACCAACUACAGUAUGGAUGUUUGCUAUUGAAAAUUCAGUAGAAGAAAGUAUAGUAGUUAUGUCUACUAAUAAGAGACUUCAAUAUAUGGAAGAACAAACUCCUGGACCUCCUCAAUUAAGAGAAAAUCUGAUUAAUGAUACUUCAGCAGCUUCUAUGAUAGCUAAAGCUAAUGAAAAAAGUUUAAGUAAAGCCGAAUCUUUAACUCUUAUGAAUAGUGCAGGAAAUGAUACAUUAGUUGCUAAAGGGGUUGGACAAGGAGAAUCAGUUACAAAUUUUGAUUUAUGGGCUGCAUUUUUUAGUGCCCGAACAAAAUCAUCAUCUACAGAUGUAUCAAAGGAAAACAAUAAUGGUAAAUAGAUUAAUUACAUAA